AUGGGGCCUGCCUGGGCCCGGGCCCACUCAACAAGUGACCUCUGGCUGCCUCUCCUCUGGCUACUCCUGUCCGCAGUCUGCUGCUCUCAUGCCCUCCCAGGAUGGCGUUUCACUUUCUCUGAAGUUGUGAUCCCCAGGAAGGUGUCCCACAGGGUGGGUGGAACUGAGAGACAAGGCCAACUCUCCUACAAGAUUCACUUCAGGGGUCAAAGACAUGUGAUUCACAUGAAAAUCAAGAAGAACUUGCUGCCCAGGCAGUUUCCGGUUAUCACCGAUAAUGAUCAGGGCGCCAUGCAGGAGGACUACCCCUUUGUCCCCCGAGACUGCUACUACUACUGCUACCUGGAAGGGGUUCCUGGCUCCAUGGGCACACUGGACACCUGCUACGGGGGUCUGCGUGGCAUGCUGCAGGUAGAUGACUUCACUUAUGAAAUAAAACCGCUGGAAACUUCUUCCAAAUUUGAGCAUGUGGUUUCUCUGCUCGUGUCACAAAGAAGAUUAUCGGGUAUUGAAAGGUGUAAGAUUGAAGAGCACAAUACAGAUCAAGAAUACGAAGAGACAAUUCUUGCUGGAACUCCUAGAGCCGCCCCCGUGUAUUUGUGGUGGCCACAUAAGAAAUACUUUAAAAUCCACUACACAACUUCUAAGUCAUUAAUUGAAUUGGACAAAAAUCUCACACAUGUAAUAGAGAGUGUGAUGGUUUUGAACAACAUAUUACAUACCAUCUACAAACCAGCUCUCCUAGAUGUCUACAUACGUGUUUUGUGCAUAUGGGAUAAAAGGGAUAAGGUAGAUUUAUAUGAAGAGCAAGAGAUUCAAAAUAUCAUGACUGAUUUUGGUUUGUGGAAAUACUGGGGUUGGUAUAACGAUAUUCCUCAUGAUACUUCAAUGCUUCUUACAGGGGAUAGAAUUGGUGGGGCCUCAUACUAUGGCCAACCCAAUGGAGUGUGCAACCCUAAGUGGGGCGUGGCAUAUGUAUAUAUGACAAGAUACCAUGUAUUUUUGGCUGCGGCUGUUGCAGCACAUACCCUAGGUCAUAAUUUGGGCGUUGAUCAUGAUACACCAGGUUGUCAAUGCUUUCGAAGAAAGCACUGCGUCAUGGCUCCUGAGCCUGGUUUAUUGGAUAUGAUGAGCAACUGUACUUACGAAAAAAUACAUCACAAGGUCACUAUAUGGGAUCCUUGUUUGAGCAGACCAAAUGUACGGUACACCAAUUUUCCUUACAUAGCUGCUCGUUGUGGUGACCUGUUCGUGGAUCAGGGGGAAGAAUGUGACUGUGGCUCCUUAAAACAGUGUUCUACUAAUAAGUGUUGCAAGAGCGAUUGUAUCCUCACCCCUGGCAGUGAUUGCAAUGGAGGAACCUGCUGUGUCGACUGCAAAUAUGCUCUACCUGGAUUGCUUUGCAGAGACAGGCUUGGUAUUUGUGAUCUCCCAGAAUACUGUGAUGGGAGGUCGCAUAAUUGUCCUAAUGACUUUUACACCCAAGAUGGAACUCCAUGUUCACCAUUGGCUGUCUGUGUGAGAGGAAACUGCAGCGAUCGUGACCUGCAAUGCCAGUCCCUCUUCGGCCACCAAAUAAAAGACGGUGCACCAGCAUGCUAUCAAAAAUUAAAUGUCUUAGGUGACCGAUUUGGGAACUGUGGGGUGAAGGGGAUACGAGGAGGAGGAAAACCGGUGAAGUGUGAAGAACGUAAUGUUUUUUGUGGACUACUGCACUGUCGUGAUGUCAAAGAAAUUCCUGGUGGAGGUGAGCACACUGUAUUUCGUCACAUAAUAGUACGUGAUGUCAAGGAAGAGUUAUGCUUUGGAUACGAUGCACACCAUGGGAUGAAUCUGCCAGAAAUGGGGCUUGUCGUGGAUGGGGCAACGUGUGGCCCAGGAAGGCAUCAUUGGUGCCUUUCAUCAUUUAGAAGAGAUGACGUAAGAAGAGGAUAA
This is a messenger RNA of Neogale vison (American mink), 1935 nucleotides long. RefSeq names its product disintegrin and metalloproteinase domain-containing protein 20-like. The transcript is spliced from 2 exons. Gene Ontology annotation, biological process: proteolysis; male gonad development. Gene Ontology annotation, cellular component: sperm head plasma membrane; plasma membrane; external side of plasma membrane. Lineage: Eukaryota; Metazoa; Chordata; Mammalia; Carnivora; Mustelidae. Gene Ontology annotation, molecular function: metalloendopeptidase activity. The record is from RefSeq and is a predicted model, not a curated record. The coding region runs from base 1 to 1935 and encodes 644 amino acids.